Anthostomella pinea is the source of this 1254-nucleotide messenger RNA. Lineage: Eukaryota; Fungi; Ascomycota; Sordariomycetes; Xylariales; Xylariaceae. The record is from the annotation of a GenBank genome assembly.
AUGUCCUUCGUCCUGCUUACAGAGUCUCAAGUAGCCCCUCCACGACUCACCGCGCCCACAGAACAGCCGGGUCCGAAGCAGCAACGGCGGAAGUCCGUGUCAGCUGGGCAGCGAAAUGAUGGGAAGCCCGCGCAACCCCACGAAGCCGAGCGCAUCAACAAGCUCUUCGAGAUACUGUCGGCACGGUCAGACAUAGAUCACCCGGUGUGUUUUGAAUGCACCGACAUGCUUGUGGAGGGCCUUCAGAAGAGGCUAGAAUCUACCGCUCGAGAGCGAGACGCCUACGCCGGUUUCCUCAAGCAGGUUCAAUCCGACAUACCCAAUGAGGAAGACAUAGCUGAGUCCGAGCAAGCGCUGGCGAAGGCGAGGAGGGACGAGGAAGAUUCCAUGAAGGAGCUCUUGAAGUUGGAGAAGGAAAAGGCAGCUUUGGACGACGAGAUAAUGGCACUUGAAGAGGAAUCGCAGAAGCUGAACUCGGAAGAGGAACAGUUCUGGCGGGAACGCAACUCGUUUGCGACAAAGCUGUCCCAGUUCCAGAACGAGAGGGACAGCAUCAACUCCAAGUUCGACCAUGACUCCCAGUUGCUUACGAAGCUUCAGCGAGCGAAUGUCUACAAUGACACGUUUUCAAUACACCACGAUGGCAACUUCGCGACAAUCAACGGUCUCCGGUUAGGCAAGCUGUCUACCAAGCCAGUCGACUGGCCCGAGAUCAAUGCGGCUUGGGGCCAGGCACUCUUGCUUGUAGUGACCGUUGCCGAUAAGCUGGGAUACAAGUUUGAAGGCUACGAGCCCUUACCUAUGGGCUCAACGUCCAAGAUCAUCAAAUAUGACUACCCAUCCCCAUCUUCCAGCCGCCUCGGCGCUCAUAGAAGUGGGCCCCCACCGGCGCCCAAGAGAAGCGUCCUGGAUCUGUACUGUUCCGGAGGCGACUUGCCGUUGCAGAUGCUGUGGAACCGGAACUUCGACAGAGGCAUGGUGGCCUUCCUGGAGCUGGUCAAGCAGCUUGGGGCCUUCGUCCACCAGCGGACAAGGUCGGACGAUGGCCGGGGAGACUUCACGACCAACCCGCUGGCGCUGCCUUACAAGAUUGAAGGCGACAAGAUCGGAGACGAUCGGAUAGGGCACUUCAGCAUCAGGCUAGGCAUCACCAACGACGAGGGCUGGACCAAAGCAUGCAAAUUCGCCCUCACCUGCUGCAAGUUUCUGAUCGCACACUCAAGUAACGUCAGUCAUAUCGCGAACGGGCGCUGA